UUUCUUUAAUUAGAAGCGGGGAUCCCCUGUUUACUGGUAAGAACUUAAAAACCCUAAACCCUAAUCAUGGGCACCGCAACAGAGAGCGAGAGCAUGGAUUCCGAAAGCACAUCAACACAAGAGGAGACCUUCACAAAGGUUUCGGUAUGGGAUUUGCCGGACUUGCCAAAGGGGAAGUUGCCUCCUCACAUUGAGCUUCAGAGGACUCGCGUUCUCUGUGGUUCUUUAGCUCCUACUAAUACAGAGAAUGUUAAUUAUUCAGGCGCUUAUGCGGCUAUGGGUGUUGAUAACAGUGUGCGGUUUGAGCAAUUUCGGAAUAAUUUCAAAGUGGAAAUUGUGAGACUUGAGGAGGAUGAAUUGGAGUUUGAUAUGGUUGGUAUUGAUCCUUCUCUUGCCAAUGCAUUUCGCAGAAUCCUAAUUGCUGAGCUCCCAACCAUGGCUAUUGAAAAAGUUCUUAUUGCAAACAAUACGUCCAUUAUCCAAGAUGAAGUACUCGCUCAUAGACUUGGUCUCAUCCCAAUUGAAGUCGAUCCAAGGCUGUUCGAGUAUAUGUCAGAAAAUGAUGUCCCUAAUGAAAAGAAUACAAUUGUUUUCAAACUCCAUGCUCGUUGUACAAAAGGCAGUGAUCGACUUAGAGUCUUGUCUAGUGAGCUGAAGUGGUUACCAAAUGGCAGUGAAUUGAUACUAGGAACCGAACAUCCAGCAUCAAGUUCGAGUGCGAAACCAAAAACUUAUACUUCAUUCAGCUGUAGUCAGGAUACUCUACCAGAAUUCUCGAAUGACCCAAUUGCCCCAAAAGAUGCAGAUAUUAUUGUAGCCAAACUUGGACCGGGUCAGGAAAUCGAGCUAGAAGCUCAUGCUGUUAAAGGAAUGGGUAAGACACAUGCAAAGUGGUCUCCUGUGGCUACGGCUUGGUACAGGAUGCUUCCCGAGGUUGUAUUAUUGCGGGAUAUUGAAGAUGAUGAAGCAGAAGCACUUGUGAAGAAGUGUCCGGUUAAGGUGUUUGACAUCGAAGAUAUUGGUAAAGGUAAAAAGAGGGCAACUGUUGCUCGACCAAGGGUUUGCACUCUCUGUAGGGAAUGCAUCAGAGAGGAAGGUUGGGACAAGAAUGUAGCGCUGAGACGUGUAAAUGAUCAUUUCAUCUUUACCAUAGAAUCAACUGGAGCAUUGCCACCUGAGGUGCUGUUUACAGAAGCUGUAAAGAUUUUAGAAGAAAAAUGUGAACGGGUGAUAACGGAGCUGUCAUGAUCAGUCCUAAAGGGUAGUUAGAUAUGUUAUCCUUUCCAGAAAGCCAAAGCAAGAGUUCAGCUUCGUUUCUUAUGUGUAUGAGACUCUUGUGAUCCGGCCCUUCCUUGGACCCUUGCACAUAGCGGGAGCUUUAGUGCAUCAGGCUGCCCCUUUGUGAUAGUCAUUCUCUCUUCUCCUACAUUCAUAUUUCUGAAGUUUUGUUUGUCAAUUUGUCUUCGGACACAUUAUAGACGGGAAUAUGAUUGUAUUCCUGACUCUGCUGUCUUCGGAAGCACAAGUACACGACAUGUUAAUUUUAGUGUUUAAUUGAUGGAGGAUGAAGUAAAAA
Solanum verrucosum is the source of this 1576-nucleotide messenger RNA. RefSeq lists its product as uncharacterized. Bases 67 to 1248 code for a protein of 393 amino acids. The transcript has 9 exons. NCBI's taxonomy places the organism in Eukaryota, Viridiplantae, Streptophyta, Magnoliopsida, Solanales, Solanaceae. Gene Ontology annotation, biological process: DNA-templated transcription. Gene Ontology annotation, molecular function: DNA binding; protein dimerization activity. Gene Ontology annotation, cellular component: RNA polymerase III complex; RNA polymerase I complex. The record is from RefSeq and is a predicted model, not a curated record.